Zingiber officinale is the source of this 1513-nucleotide messenger RNA. RefSeq names its product SNF1-related protein kinase regulatory subunit beta-1-like. Gene Ontology annotation, molecular function: protein binding. NCBI's taxonomy places the organism in Eukaryota, Viridiplantae, Streptophyta, Magnoliopsida, Zingiberales, Zingiberaceae. Bases 416 to 1267 code for a protein of 283 amino acids. The transcript is spliced from 4 exons. The record is from RefSeq and is a predicted model, not a curated record.
CCGUCAUUCAUCGUGAAAAUCAGGUAUGCACUUAGACGGUCACUUUGCAAUGUCGAAGUAAUUAUUUUAGACGGUCACCUACCACCUACCGUUUUGAGUUGAAUUCGGGUUUACGAUGAAAGUCAGGGAAGAGUUCGCUCACUUCCCUGGAAGUCGGAGGAUUAGAAAAUAUGUUGGAGAAAAGAAAGAGGAUAAUUUAACAAAUGGAAGCAGAUUCGGGAGUUGAACAGCAGAAAUAAAUUUGAUCAAGUAGUGGGGAACGUACCGUUUUUCUUUCUAACCCUCUGUAAAUUCUCCGUCACCGCUUCCACCGCCAUACUCCGCGGGUCAAAUUUCCGUCGUCGGGCGAGUGUGAGAGAUCGGCGGCGACUGAAUCUUCUCCGCCCCAGUCGCGGGGUGAGCAGGUAGGGAGGAGAUGGGGAACGCGAGCGGUCGGGGCGGGAUGGAGGACGCUGACGACGGCGACGACUCUGUCCGAUCGAGAUCCGACGCCGGUUCGAGCUCCAACCACAUUCGCCGCAUCCGAUCCGUCGAAUCGGUUGAUAUUUUGCCGCCGGAGAGCCCUAGCCGCUCCCGAUCGCCUCUCAUGUUCGCCCCGCAGGUUCCUGUACCACCUUUGUCAGGAGCUUCUGAUCCCCCUCCUAUAUUUGAUCAACUAUGGCCGAAUGGACCUGAUCAACAAUUUGACGAUCCCCUCGAAAAGGGAGUUCCAAUACUGAUAACAUGGAACCGAGGUGGAAAUACUGUCCUAGUGGAAGGAUCAUGGGAUAACUGGACUUCAAGAAAAUCUUUACAGAGAUCCGGCAAGGACCAUGCCAUUUUGUUGGUUCUCCCUUCUGGUGUCUACCACUACAAGUUCAUAGUCGAUGGACAGCCGAGACAUAUGCCCGAUCUGUCUUUCGUAACCGAUGAGAUGGGAAAUGCCGUUAAUCUCCUUGAUGUCCAAGAUCAUGUUCCUGAAAAUGUGGAGAGCAUUUCUGAAUUCGAUUCUCCAGCUUCACCCGACUCUAGUUACGCCUGGUCGUCACCUGCAGACGAAGAUUUCGGAAAGGAACCGCCAGUCGAACCGCCCCACCUGCAUUUAACAGUUCUGGAGAUGCAGAAUGCAGACAACAAAGAAGCCCCGGUAACGCCUGAGCAUGUCGGGUUGAAUCACCUUUGCAUAGAGAAAGGAUCAUCUUCACAGUCAAUAGUGGGGCUUGGCGUGACGCAUCGGUUCCGGUCCAAGUACGUCACUGUGGUGCUCUACAAACCCAUCCGAAGGUGACGAAUGCUUUUCGUCGUGCCCUGCUCAACGGUUCUUUCAUCGCGUUCUACUCCCACACGAAGUUGGCUUCGACUAACCAUAGUCGAUACCAUGUCCUCUUAGUAGUGACUCUUCAUUUAUUGCUCAAUCAAGGAUCUCCUGAUGAGAAUUUAUUCUUUGAACUUUUAGAAUGCAACAUUUUGCUGAUGAAAAACGCUGAGGAACUAAGCCAUGUAACAUCAAUUCAAUCCUGUGUAAUUUUGUCGA